Molecule: messenger RNA, 513 nt
Organism: Cooperia oncophora
Lineage: Eukaryota; Metazoa; Nematoda; Chromadorea; Rhabditida; Trichostrongylidae
Source: the annotation of a GenBank genome assembly
AUGGCGACAGAAGAACAUCUUGUGCAGUUCCGAGCCACUCUACGCGAUGCGUUCGUCAAGCUCUGCCGUCGUCAAUAUGGACCAUCUCCGAAAGAAAUUAAAUCAAUGCGCCUGAUCCUCACUGUUCCUGGAGAGUUUGAAGUAAAUUUAACGGUCUUGGGAGAACGCGAACAAACUCCAUGGACACUGUUGAACAUUAAAAUGCUGGUGGAAGACUACGAAAUUGGCUAUGGAGCCCAACUGGUGCAUCCCCUCCAACUACAUAUGCUACACAAUGUAUUACAGUCGAGGAUGGAUGUCGCAAAGAACCCAAUAAAUGAGGUUUACAAUUUCCUACACACCUUCGCGCAGUCAUUGCAACUUGAUGUACUGUUUUGUCAAGCCUCCCAGCUCGCUGCUGGACGUUUAAGGAAUAAAAUUGUCAUAGAAAAAUAUGACCCGAAAGAACGUAUCCUGUCUAUCGGAUAUUGGGUGCAGCGUAUCGCUAAGCGAGUAAUAGGAAAUGUUCGGUGA